This is a messenger RNA of Protopterus annectens (West African lungfish), 1248 nucleotides long. Its product is annotated as free fatty acid receptor 3-like. Gene Ontology annotation, biological process: cellular response to fatty acid; G protein-coupled receptor signaling pathway. Gene Ontology annotation, molecular function: G protein-coupled receptor activity. Gene Ontology annotation, cellular component: plasma membrane. Bases 337 to 1248 code for a protein of 303 amino acids. The record is from RefSeq and is a predicted model, not a curated record. The transcript is spliced from 3 exons. NCBI's taxonomy places the organism in Eukaryota, Metazoa, Chordata, Ceratodontiformes, Protopteridae.
AAUUACUCAAUUUAAGAAAUUUAGUUACAGGGGAAAAAAAACAUUUUGAAAAUUUACAUUUAAAUGGCAUAUGAACUGCUUAAAAGUCAUUGUGGCUAUUAUUAAGUUGUAUGGAAGUCAACUGUGGCAAAGUUUAGUAUAACGGAAAUGCAAAAGCGAAGAACUUAAACUGGGAUAUAGUAGCAGUACCAUGUAAGACUUUUAGAUGUGACCCCUAUGCAACAUAACAACAUCAGUAUCAGUAUGGCUUGGAAUGUCGUCGGAUUGUAAUUCACCUCAAAGGGUGAGCAGCUUAAUUCAGAAAGGUGACAACAUCAUCAAAGAAAGGAACACAGCAUGCCACUUGGAUCUCAACCACAGCUAUUCCUUGCGGUCUACAUAAUUACUUUUGUGACUGGUCUGCCAUUGAACAUCGUGGCGCUUUAUGUUUUCUACAAAAGACUGUUCAAGAUUCCUAAACCAAUUGAUAUUUUAUUUCUUAACCUCACCAUCUCAGAUGUAAUCUUCUUAUUCUUUCUUCCCUUCAAGAUAACAGAAGCUUCCUCCGGUAUGAAAUGGCCCCUUCCAUACAUCCUGUGCCCUAUAAGUGGAUUUGUGUUCUACAGCACUAUUUAUAUAAGUACUGUAUUUCUAGCAGCUAUUAGCAUAGAAAGAUACAUAGCAGUAGCCUUUCCAAUCCAGUACAAAAGUGUCAGGAGAAUAAGGCACACUAUUAUAAUAAGUGUUGUUUUAUGGAUUCUAGCUUGUGGUCAUCUUAGCUUUGUUUAUGUUGUUGAGACUGUCAAAACAGAAAAUCAAACAAUUGACACUACAAUGUGUUAUGACAACUUUACACAAAAACAGCUUCAAAUUGUACUACCUGUUAGAUUUGAGCUGUUUGUAGUUCUGUUUCUGGUUCCUCUUUUGAUUACCUUAUUCUCAUAUAUCAAUUUGAUUUGGAUCUUGUAUUCUUCACGUCAGUUCAAGAGUAAGAAAAAGCAAAGGGCCAUGAUAAUGGUUGCGCUCACACUGAUUACUUUUAUAGUAUGUUUUGGACCCUACAAUGUCUCACACAUUUUUGGAUUGGUGGAACAGGAAAAUCCAAAAUGGAGAGGGUACGCAUUAUUACUCACUACAUUUAAUGCAAGCUUGGAUCCCAUAAUGUUCUACUUCUCAUCUCGUACUGUGCGAAACACAUUAACUUCACUAUUUAAUCUCUAUAGAAAACGACAAGGCAAGGAAGAUAUUGGUGAACAAAUGUCAACGUGA